Messenger RNA from Phacochoerus africanus (Common warthog), 5021 nucleotides. RefSeq names its product zinc finger protein 655 (gene ZNF655). The record is from RefSeq and is a predicted model, not a curated record. The coding region runs from base 1210 to 2745 and encodes 511 amino acids. NCBI's taxonomy places the organism in Eukaryota, Metazoa, Chordata, Mammalia, Artiodactyla, Suidae. Gene Ontology annotation, biological process: regulation of DNA-templated transcription. The transcript is spliced from 4 exons.
CCUAAAAACAAAACAAAACAAAACAAAACAAAAAGAAUGUAUAUGUAUCAUGUAUUCACUAUAAAGUUUAUGUGUAUUAUUUUGAUAUACAUAUUGAUAUAAUAUUGAUAUAUGUGGAUAUCAUCUGGUACUGUCUUGUACUGGUUUUAUUUUGUACAAACUUUGUCUUCAAUUGCUUGCGGCCAACUUCAGUGCCCAAAAUAACUUGGGUGUUGGGAGCGCCAGCCGCGUGGCACAGUGUAGAGCGCGUUGUGAGACGGAGGAGGAGCCGAUGAGGAAACCGAAACCGAGGGCCGUUCCUUCUCCUUGGGAGCCUUACGCACGGGUCGCAGAGACCGUGCUCAUUCGCGAAAGAAAGCUUUAAUGACGUUGACAGAAUGGUAUCUGGGAGCGGGUCCAAAGCCUGCCACAUAACUUCGGCCCGGACAAGUCACUGCAAAUCUUUAUGCUUUGCUUUGCCCCCCAUCUGCAGAAAAGGUAACGGUGCCUCCCGUUUUGCUAGAGGGCUCUCGGGUCCUGGGGAUAUAGUGAAAUAGGAGCUGUCAUAGUGCAGUCCUGCAUCACGGGUCUCAACGUGUCAGGAGAGCGUGCAGGUGCUACGAACGGGUAGAACACACUCAGUACGUGAUAAUGUUCACGGGAAUGUCGGUGUGAGGAAGGGUCCCACUGACUCACUCGGAAGGGAGCCCCUCUUGGAAGGGAGCCCCGGGGACGGGCUGCUCUCACUCUUGGCUCCUUUCUCCUCCCUCAGCUCCACCUGUUCCCCAGGUGCCUGCUCUUCCCCACGAGGGAAGCCCAGGAGACCAGGCAGCUGCGCUCUUGACAGCCAGGUACCAGUGGACCUCACGUUGGGAACCGAUCAUCGUCAGAGACCUGGACCUCACCCAGCCAGCCCCCUUUCCGCCUCCCCGGUACCAGCGGCAGGCACUGUUGCUUUAUCCCUGGUGCUGUCCUGGGCGGAUAGGAGAUGCGAAAGGGUGGUGGAACCGAGUCCCUGGAUUCGCCUCUGUUCUCCCUCCUCUCCAGUGUCACCCCCACUGUGCCAUCUCCUUCACUGUCUGGCCAUGAUGCUCUAGUGGCCUCCUUCCCCAGAGCAGCCAGGCUGUGUUAUUUCAGGAGUUUGUGACAUUCGAGGAUGUGGCUGUGCACCUUACUCGAGAGGAAUGGGGAUGCCUGGACCCCGUUCAGAGGGAUCUCUACCGAGAAGUGAUGUUAGAGAAUUAUGGGAACCUGGUCUCACUGGGAUUUCCACUUGCCAAGCCUGAUGGGAUCUCCCAGCUGGAACAAGAUCUACAGGUCUUUGAUCUGGAAACUGAGCAUAGAGACGUCUUAAGAGAUGACUGCUCAGAUGGAGAGACCAGAGAAGAGAGCGAGCGGUUGGUUCCUAAGCAGAAAAUGCCAGAAGAAGUACACUCCUACAGAGUGAGAGUAGGAAGACUCAAAAAGGAUAUCGCCCAAGUUCCGGAGGCUAGAGACGUGUAUAAGCCUGAGGACAGACUAGAAAGGCUUCAGGAAAUCCUAAGGAAAUUUCUCUUCCUGGAGAGAGAGUUUAGGCAAAUAACCAUCAGUAAGAAAACCUUCACCAGCGAGAAGAACAGCGAAUGUCACGAGCCCGAAAAGAGCUUCCGUCUGGACUCUGCUCUUGACGCAGAUCAGCGAGUGCUCAGAACACAGAAUGUGCACGACCCGGACCCGUGUGACACGAGCCUCCCCCGGAACUCGGCCGGUACACGCGAGCAGGUGCAUCUGGCACGGGAUGUCCAGGGCGGUGAGUGUGAGGAAAGCCUAAUGGGACUCGCUCCCCUCGGUAAGUGCGAGAGCCUUCCCCCCCCGGAGAAGUCCUAUAAAUGUGAUGCCUGCGAGAAAACCUUCCAUCAGAGCUCAGCCCUCUCGCGACAUCAGAGAAUCCACACUAGAGAGAAACCUUACAAAUGUAGAGAAUGCGAAAAGUCCUUCAGUCAGAGCUCAAGCCUUAGUCGACAUAAAAGAAUACACAGCAGAGAAAAGCCUUAUACGUGCGACGCCUCUGAUAAGUCCUGUGACGCGUCGGAGACGUCGUGCAGUCAGAGCUCGGACUUGAUCCAGCACAAGAGGGGCCACGCUCGAGCCAAGUCUUACAAAUGCGGCGGCUGUGAACGAGUCUUCAGCCGCAGCGUACACCUCACUCAGCACCAGCGAGUCCACCGAGGGGUGCCCUGUACGUGCGCCGUGUGUGGCGGCGACUUCUGUCAUACCUCAUACCUGGCCGAGCCCCCCCAGAAGGCCCACGGUGAAGAGGACGCCUACGCCUACCGGGAACGCGGCUUGAGCUUUCUCAAGCCGCAGGGACUUGACCUCAGAGAGAAGCCGCGUGCGUGUGAUGACUGCGGGAAAGACUUCAGGUUGCACUCCCACCUCCUGCAGCAUCGAAGGCUUCACGCCGGCCAGAAACCGCACGAAUGUGACGAAUGUGGAAAAGCUUUCAGUCAAACCGCCCGCCUUACUCAGCCUCACGCCGUUCACAGGAAGGAGCCGGCCUACGAGGGCAAUGAUUUGGGGGACCGUUUCAGGCACAGCUCCGAUCUUGUCCUGCAGCAGGAGGUCCUCGCCAGAGACGACGCCUUCGACGGUGACGCGUGGGACAGCGGCCUCCGCCAGAGGACGCCCCUUGGGCACCGCCAAGGGAUUUAUGCCAAAGAGAAACCGUACGAGCGCAGCGAACGUGGGGAGCUGUUCGGUCAAGUGCAGGCCUCGUUCAACAUCUGAGCGUUCCUGCCGGGGAGGAGUCACACGGGUGCCGGCUCGCCCUUCAUUCAGCACCGGGGAGGUCCCGUCGGGGCGAACCCCUCUGAAUGUGACACGGGGGGAGAGCUGCCGGUCGGUGUUAACCUCUUGGCACCUGCAGACCCGUACCAAUGAGAAAACCUCCAAACAUAUCGAAUGUGGUAGAUGCUUCUUGCUAUUUUCAUAGCGCAGUCGCCGUUGGAGAAGUCAUACUUGAAUAAAAGUCCAUCGCUGUAAUGAAUGUGAAAGAGCCUUCAGUCAGAGAAACUGCCUUGCUGAGCAUCGAGUUCGUCUCAUGCAGGACGCCUGCGACCAUGGCACCUGCGUGCGUGUGGGAAGGUGCAGCCACAGCCCAGCCCUCAUUCAGCAGCGGAGCGUCUGUGCCCGAGAGACGUCGUGUGGGGAGAGUAAAGGGGACCCGCCUUUCGAGAGCAGUUGCAGUCUUUCCAUCAGCAGAACGCCCACGCCAGACCAGCGUCUGAUACCAUGCCCGUGGAAACGUCCAGCACCGUGUUUCAGCCUUUGUUCGCUGUUAGAAUAUUGAGGGGAAAAUGAUUCUUCUUGUGUGAAGUGGUUGCUCCGUAGUCCCAGUCUUUUUCGUUGCGGAAGCAGCGUAUCUGAGGAGUGGCUGGGUGCUGGCAGUUUUCUCAUGGCAGAGGCUUUGGUUUCAUAGGUGUUAUAAAUAGGUACGUGUACUUUAUUUGUGGAACUCGUUUAAGCUGUUUUUAUUUUAAUGUGGCCUAUAAACAUGUUCAUUUUCCCCGAAAUUGGUUCGUAUUGUUCACAGCUUCUCUAAGGUACAUUAUUAUUAAUACACCGAUGUUAAAACAUACCAACCUUUGGGAAGUUUCUCAUUUAGCUUUUUCUGCUGUUCUCAGCCAAAGUUCUCUCCCAAGCAGACUCUUAGGCCUGCUCUCUUCUUAGGACCCUGUUCCUUUCCAGUCACAGCACCUGGGUUCCUCUUGCCUUCUCCCUUCUCUUGAGCACUUUCAGUGAUGGUUCCCUAGUUCUAAGCUUUGCCCUGGCAGGUACGCCAUCCCUACCUACUGUUUUAAUGUCUUCUUGCCGAAUGCAAAGCAUUUUCCCUUAAAGGAACUGGAUUUACACAUAUCGUCCAACCAUGAACGUGAAGGAUUCUGUUUCCCCUGAGUUUGUGGCAGGCAACUAAACAUUUUCGAGGGACGCCCAAGUUCUUAGCUCUAUUAGUCGUCACCGCCCUCUAAAAGAAAUGAAAAAGACACGAGGAAGCCAGCAAGACUGGUGGUGGCUUAGCUGUAUUCAGUGCCUAGUCUGUACGCCUAAGUUCAGGAUUAUUUUAUAUGUGUCCGUUGGCGGCCAGCAGAAUGCUCAGGUCUGCUUUCGAUAGAGCAGGACACGACGAACACAUCCUGAGAGACCGGAGAGCUUGGGGAAGGAGCGCCGCCUUCCAUCACAGGUUCUGCUGCUCUUGUGUGAUCUCUCUGGAGCGUGUUCCAGAGAUGGCAGAUACGCCUGGAGAAGGAGCCUGUUACACUCGCUUCACUCUCCCUUGGAUUCCGACACUCAGUUUCCCCUUAUCAGUCCGGGAUGAUAUUUGAAGUAUGGGGGCUUUGUGUAUCAUUGUUUAUAUAUGUCACCGUAUUUUUUGUAUUUUACGCGCGUCUACAGGCCACAUAAAAGAACAUGAUGUCUUUGAAUGAUGCAGUGAUCACAGAUGUUGGCUCCAGAGUUCAGGGUCACGGUCAUAACUCCUAGCGAGAGUUCAUGGUUCUUUAGAUGACGUCAAGGCCUUGUAUUCUAUUUUCCCAUCUUAAGGGUCAUAACAUUUUGUGAAUAAGACAAGUGUUAUUUAAAAUUCUAGUCGUCGUUCCAGCAGUUGAGGCUUUCAUAGUUCAUGUUUGAAAUAUUCACCAGGGAGCCUCAACAAAUAUAUAAAGGUUCAUUGCUUACUCCGUAAGCCUCUUAUGGCUAUAACCUCUAGGAUACUUCUACCACUGUAUUUUACCUCUUAGCCAUCAGCAAGCAUAGGAUCUCAUCAGGGCAAGGUAGGGACCUAAAUGAAUUGAUCUAAAUGUAAAAGCCAAUGAAAAAUGCAUGUUUUUUUUUUUUUUUCCUGUCUAUGAACAUGUAUACCUUUAUGAAUAGAGAUCAGUAGUCACCUCUGGCGGUUAUAAGACAGAGGAUUAAGUAGCAGAAAAUGUAAAAAUCACAUGUAUGCAUUUGGUUUAGGAAUGUGCUUUUGUACUUCCACUUGAAUAAAGGUGUGUUUGAUACUCUGA